Chelonia mydas (Green sea turtle) is the source of this 1032-nucleotide messenger RNA. It is a transcript of the gene GPHA2, whose product is annotated as glycoprotein hormone subunit alpha 2. Gene Ontology annotation, biological process: cell surface receptor signaling pathway. NCBI's taxonomy places the organism in Eukaryota, Metazoa, Chordata, Testudines, Cheloniidae. Bases 157 to 561 code for a protein of 134 amino acids. The record is from RefSeq and is a predicted model, not a curated record. Gene Ontology annotation, molecular function: hormone receptor binding; hormone activity. Gene Ontology annotation, cellular component: extracellular region. The transcript has 4 exons.
GCAGGCUGAGGUGUGGAGAUGCAAAUGCCUGAGCUAGAUAUAGCACCUGGGAGAGCUUGCAGCAGGAUACCAUGACUCGGGAGCUGCCCAACAGGACCCUGGUGCAAGACAGCUGCUAACACCCUCUGCUGCGGACUUCCUGCCAGCCAAGCACAGAUGAGCCCAUGCACCAUGCCGUCCUGCCAUGCUGUCAUCAUCAUCUCCCUGCUGCUGAUCCUUAUGGCUUCCCCAUGCUGGAGCUAUGAGGCCAUCGGGCCGGGAUGCCAUCUGCACCCAUUUGAUGUAACCAUCAAGAGCGACCGCCGUGGGACCUGCCGUGGGACCCAUGUGGUUCAGGCCUGUGUGGGCUACUGCGAAUCCAGUGCCUUCCCCUCCAAGUACUCCGUCCUGCUGGCCAGCAGCUUCAAACACAACAUCACCUCUGUGUCCCAGUGCUGCACCAUCAGCAAGAUGCAGAAGAUCAAAGUCCGCCUGCAAUGCCGGGCCAUCCGCCACGAAGAGAUAGAGAUCUUCACUGCCAAGAGCUGCCAGUGCGACAUGUGCCGCCUCUCCCGAUACUGACUCGGCCAGAGAAGCCCUCUCCUGCGACACCCAGGAACCCACAGCCUGGGCUUGUCUAGAACUGUGCAUAUUAACAUGUGUCAGCAGGGGCCACUGCAGUCCACACCAAGCUUGCUUUGCCACCACGAGAGGGCACCCCGGCUGCUCCCAGCUUUACCGAGAGCUUCAAUUUGCCAGUUUGCUGCUGCUGCUGUAGGUUUGUCUUUGCAAACAGAUACCAUUAGCAGUCAGCCCCCAGCCGGAACAAACCGCAGAGCCAGGCUCCCCAACCCAAGUAGGGCUGUAAAUGGGUGUUGCCUGUACGCUGGGCCUAGUCAGAGAAAUUCAUGGGCUCCUUUCCCCUCUGCUGUGUUGCCAAGAAGCCAAUACCUGACCUCAGGUUAAUGUAUCUGGCUAGAGCAGGGGUGGGCAAACUUUUUGGCCUUAGGGCUACAUUGGGGUUGCAAAACUAUAUAGAGGGCCAGGUAGGGA